AUUCGAACCACUUUAGGAAUUCCUGCCCAUAAAUAUGGAUGAAGAUCGAACACCAUCUUCAUCAUGAAACAGAAAAAAAUGGGGAACUGCAGCUUGAGAAGUAUCUACGGUAGGGAAGACGAUCCAGUUCGGAUCAUGACGGACUCCGGCGGCAUCAUGCAGCUUAGAGGCCCAAUUUCCGUCGACUCCGUUGUAAAGGACUUCCCCGGAUAUGGCAUUUCCCGGCAAGGGGACGUCUUGGAGCCUUUGCGCCCAAGCGAUCAGCUGCUUAAUGGAUGCUCGUACUAUCUCUUUCCACACACGAUUGAGCCAAAGGAUGACGUAUCGAUUGUACCGGUGCUAGAGCAAACUGUGCCGGAGGACCCAGAAACGGCCUCGGAGCCAGUGGCCGAGAGUCCACCCGAGCCCACCGUGGAGGUCUUGCCUCCAAAGUGGGAGGGAGUGUGGAGGGUCAAGUUGGUGGUUAGCCCUGAGCAACUGGCUGAGAUAUUCUCCCAGCAGGCCAAUACAGAGGCGAUGAUUGAGAAAAUGAGAAUGGCGGCUAAGGCCGGACCGUCCGGCGAAGGCCAACUGAGCCGCAGUAGCUCCCGGAGGAGCAUAAAGUCACUGAUUUCCGGCAAUUCGGGCGCUGGUGGCGGCUAGUUCAAGCUGUGGAAUUUGGUGUUUCCUCUUUAGGCUUUGGCCGGCCGGCCGGGGAGCACAAAUGCAUGCCAUUAACUGCGGCCUACUUUGUACUCUUUAAUCAUUCCAGUACUCAUCUUAUACGCUAACCGCAGCUAGCACAUGAACAGUGCUGAUGCUCUCAUAAUAGUUCCAACCAACAUGCCUCUUCUGUUCAUGUGCUCAUGAACAUCAUCAUCGGCAUCACCGUGAUCAUCAGCAUUGUCAUCUUGUUGUAUCAUGUACCGCCAGGUUUCCCUUGUGAAUAUGAUGUUGAAUUUAUUAUUCCUCCA
Nymphaea colorata (pocket water lily) is the source of this 953-nucleotide messenger RNA. RefSeq lists its product as uncharacterized. The record is from RefSeq and is a predicted model, not a curated record. NCBI's taxonomy places the organism in Eukaryota, Viridiplantae, Streptophyta, Magnoliopsida, Nymphaeales, Nymphaeaceae. Bases 64 to 642 code for a protein of 192 amino acids. The transcript has a single exon.